Molecule: messenger RNA, 2358 nt
Organism: Fulvia fulva
Lineage: Eukaryota; Fungi; Ascomycota; Dothideomycetes; Mycosphaerellales; Mycosphaerellaceae
Product: Developmental regulatory protein wetA
Exons: 2
Coding region: 1-2358 (785 amino acids)
Source: RefSeq, a predicted model, not a curated record
AUGUCGAAGAGGAGCUUCCUGACCAACAUCACUCCCUUGCCGUCCACCGUCUCACGAGAAGCGGCGAUAGCACAACUCCACGAUCACCGGGCUAUGAUUGAACUGAAUCCGCUGGUGCUACGACAUGAGCUUACCGAACCUCCUCCAAACGCGUCAAAAGACGAGGCAGAGAAUGCUGUCUGGUACGAGAUUACCGAUCGAAUCAACUAUUUGCCCUGGGCAUUCGCGAAAGGCGAGAUCGCGUACAAGGCGUGCUUUUACGACUUGCCCAAUGGCUUACAGACUCACGUCUUUGCGCCUGCGGGCGUAGACAUCAAGAGCAAAUGGAGCGUUCGUGGCAACAUACCGGGCGAACCUAGAGAGCCUCAUGAACUGGGCGUCAAAGUUCCCGCCGAAGGACUCUACAUGAUGGAGGAAGUUGAUUUGCGAUGCAACUUCUUCAUGAGCAACUUCGUCAGAGGAAAUCUGAAGAAGUCUCAUGCAGUCGUUGCGGAUAAGAUGGUGGAAAGAGCGAACGCUCAUGCCAUCAUCCUCGCCAACUUCCACUACAGCAAUCGUACUCAUUUCUGCACGAUCGAUCGUAUUAUUUCUGCGAUGGCUGCAGUCAGUCACAAGCACAACUACCAAAUCCGGCCGACGAACAAAGAGCCUGACUUCUCAAGUCUAUGCGACAAUGUCUUUGACCAAUACCUCGAUGGCGACGACCUUUUCGCUUUGGAGGGCGGCAAGCGUGAAAGAAGUAGCUCAGACGGGUCUGGAAACCUCUUCGACUUCUCAGGCUCGAGCGAACAAAGCAACCAGACCUCCGCAACUUCGCCUAUACUUUCUUGGGAAGAGCCCUUCUCAGUGGUCGAGAGCAUAGAGACAGAAGCAAAGCAGCCCAAAGCAAAAGCUCCCGGGGACUUUUGGACAAGAAAGCUUCGAGCUCUCGAACAGAAUGCUGCAGAGUGUGAGAAGCGCCAACAGAAGCUGAGGUCAACAAAGUCAUAUGGUGACUUCCUUAGUCUAGGAGGUCAUCCUUCACCUCCUGCACUACCUUCGUCGCCCACGGACCAAUCAUACUCGUUACCACGCCAGCGGUCACGACUUCCUGCUGCAAACGGAAGGAAGACACCUACCCAGCGCAGUGUCACCAAUGCCCGAUCGGUCUCACGUGGGCGGCCUGUGGGUGUUACGAAGCCUCCCGCCUCUGCUGCUGCACACCCAUAUGCCACGAUCCGCAAGUCGAGAGAUGUCUCGCCGUCCAAGAUGAUGAACCCAUCACGCUAUCGUGCAGGUUUCAAAGAUGUCUGGGCAGAGCGUAUUCAAAACAGUCCCAAGAAGUAUGAGCUGAGGUUGCCAUCGCAAGCGUUCCCAGACUCUCCGCCGCCUUCGGCGAGGACGACACAAGAAGCUUUCGCUGCUUUCGGAUCCUCCAUUGCUUACGCUCCAGUUCCUGGCUGCGAUGAUCAGAUCUCGCCUUUGGCGAAUACGUUUCAACAAGCAGCUCGACUCCAUACACCAAUUGCGUCGCCACUGCUGAGUCCUGGCAGUCAUGCGGUAUCAUCUUACUUCGAGCCGGCGCUGCCACUACCUGGCAAUCCGUAUGCACCUCAGACUGUGCCUCUCAACGAUACCGCCCCAUUCUAUCCGGACAACAACGCGCAGUUAGCAGCAAACAGGAUCCAGUCAUUCGAUUUUGGCUUCUCAAGCUCACCGCCAGUCGCAGACGUAUGGCCUACGGUGCCAUCUUUCGCGGAGCCAGCAACUGCACCAAUCUUGACUGAUCCGUUCAGCAACCAGGAUCCAUUCGGCGGGCUCGACGAUAACGACACAUUCGGUCUAGGUAUCAGCUGCGAUCCCAACAUGGUUUCCAACUACACCACCGGACCGAACCCAUCAUACUUACCGCAAUCAACCUACCAACCAGCAGCUUCCAUGGCACCGACCAGUCCGUUCUAUGUACAAUCGUGCCCGAAUGGUCUGCCAAUCUCACCGACUCGACCAUCAUACCACAGAGACCCCAACACCCCAAGUCGCCGCAUCUCGCAUUCGCCUUCUCCGCCAGCUACCGAGUCUCGCUCCAGGCGUGCUUCGUCUUCGAGACGCGCGUCUCGCCAUCGCAGAACAAAAUCUACUAAUUCGACGCCACGGCAUCCACAAAAGGACGGCGGCGGCGGUUUCGUCAACUUCACGCCUUCGGACAGUAACAAGAUCCUGAGCGGUGUAGCGCCUUCCGGGAGCUCGAAGACUAAGGCCAGAAGGGAGAAGGAGGCAGCUGAUAAGCGGAGACGCCUUAGCCAAGCGGCCAUGAGGGCGGUGAUUGAGGCUGGAGGCGAUGUGGAGACUCUGCAGAGGGCGGGACUGAUUGCCGGGUAG